AUGGUUACCGAAAGUUAUCCAAACGAGGGAGGGAGAGGACCGGGAACCUGGGAUUUCUUCUUGGAAGGUGAACCGGCGGUUCGAUCCUACUUCAUGUACAAGGAUGACGUGGAAUGCUUGAAGAAAUUUAAAGCCAACGGCUACAGAUUCUCCAUUGCUUGGCCCCGACUACUUCCAAACGGAACAUUGAGUGGUGGUGUCAACCAGGCGGGGAUCGAUUUCUACAACAAUUUGAUCAACGAGCUGGUUGCUAAUGGGAUCAAGCCAUAUGUAACAUUGUUCCACUUCGACCUUCCCGUGGCGUUGCAAACAGCAUAUAAUGGCAUGCUGAAUUCAAGUUUUGUGAAGGACUACACAGCCUACGCUGAUCUGUGCUUCAAGACAUUUGGAGAUAGGGUGCAGCACUGGAUAACUCUGAAUGAGCCUGAAGUUUUUGCGGCAUAUGGGUACAUGAUGAACUUGUCAAUCUCAGUUGAUGCAGCAACAUUCCCCUACAUAGUUGCCCAUCACUUGAUUCUAGCUCAUGCUAGUGCUGUUAAAGUCUACAGAGAAACUUACCAGGUUUGA
Thlaspi arvense is the source of this 567-nucleotide messenger RNA. NCBI's taxonomy places the organism in Eukaryota, Viridiplantae, Streptophyta, Magnoliopsida, Brassicales, Brassicaceae. The record is from the annotation of a GenBank genome assembly.